Molecule: messenger RNA, 960 nt
Organism: Eurypyga helias (sunbittern)
Lineage: Eukaryota; Metazoa; Chordata; Aves; Eurypygiformes; Eurypygidae
Product: proto-oncogene Mas-like
Exons: 1
Coding region: 1-960 (319 amino acids)
Biological process (GO): G protein-coupled receptor signaling pathway
Cellular component (GO): membrane
Molecular function (GO): G protein-coupled receptor activity
Source: RefSeq, a predicted model, not a curated record
AUGGAAAGAGCCAGCACUGCUUGUUGGAGUCAGCCCGGUGGGACGGCGUACAACAGGAGUUGGCGUCACAGGCUGCUGAGCGAUGAGGACGAUGACUACAACUGCACUGACUGUGAAGCCGGUCACUUGAGCAAAGUCCCUGUCACACUGCUCAUCUGCCUCUGUGGGCUGGUGGGGAAUGGGGCUGUCCUCUGGUUCCUCAGCUCCCGCCUCCGCAAGAACCCCAUCACCAUCUACGUCUUAAGCCUGGCUGUUGCUGACUUCACCUUCCUCCUCUCCACCACCAUUGCCCUUGGGAUAUUUUACCGCCCAGAGAGCCUUUGUCACAGGCUGGUCUCACAGGACGUGACAACUGUGUUGAACAUUGCCAUCCUCUUUACUUUCACCGCCAGCAUCUACCUCCUGACAGCCUUCAGUGCCAUGACAUCCCUGUCUGUCCUCCCCCCGGCCUGCUGCCCCUGCCACCGCUCCCAGCGCUUCCCAGCGCUCGUGUGUGCCCUGCUCUGGGCCCUCUCCUUCCUCUUCACCAUGACCCUCUACUUCUGCCCUGCGGCGCUUGUUGUCUUCGUCUUGAGCUACCUCUUGUCGGUGCUUAUCCUGAUUUUUUCUGGUCUAACCCUGCUUGCCAGGAUCUUGAGCUGUUCAUGGCAACAUCCCCCAAGGAAGCUCUGCGUUGUAGUCCUGCUAGCUGUCUUCUUCUUCCCAUUCUUCACUGCUGACUUUGGCUACUGGCUCUUGCUAAGGCUCUUUGACUUUCCAGUUUUUGUCUUUGCCGCCUCUCUCCCGUUGGCCUGUGUGAACAGCACUAUCAACCCUGUUAUUUACUUCUUGGCUGGGAACUGGGGACAGAAGUUCACAUUCUCUCUUAGUGUUGCUUUCCAAAGGGCUUUUGGAAGUGUAACAGAGUCCCCAAAUAGUGAUGAAACUCCCACUGAAAAUACAGUGGAAACAGCUAUUUGA